CAAUCUCUCAGUCCAGGUCAUCUCAUUUAUUGCCGCCCUGCAUUAUAGCAGAAUGCUCCACAAACCCGUCAUUGUGGUCGCCCCGGCCACCGUUCUGCGGCAGUGGGUCAACGAGUUCCAUCGCUGGUGGCCGCCACUCCGCGUCUCCAUCUUGCACUCCUCUGGAAGCGGCAUGUUCAAUGUCCGUGACGAGGGCGAGAUCGAGGACCAUGUGGAUGACUGGGAGGAGAAGAAGCCCAGAAAGUCCAGCGCGGCCGCGAGAAAAAUCGUCGAUCGGGUGGUCAAGCAGGGUCAUGUUCUGGUCACAACAUAUGCUGGUCUGCAGACGUAUGGCGACGUCCUGAUCCCCGUCGACUGGGGCUACGCUGUCCUGGACGAAGGCCACAAGAUCCGGAACCCAAACACAGCCAUCACAAUCUAUUGCAAAGAGCUGCGCACCCAUAACCGCAUCAUCCUGUCCGGCACACCAAUGCAGAACAAUCUGACCGAGCUCUGGUCCCUGUUUGAUUUCGUUUACCCCAUGCGCCUUGGUACCCUGGUGGCGUUCCGCAACCAGUUUGAGAUACCAAUUAGGCUGGGAGGCUACGCCAAUGCCACCAACCUACAGAUCAUGACUGCACAGAAAUGCGCAGAAACCCUCAAGGAUGCAAUAAGCCCCUAUCUCCUCCAGCGGCUGAAGGUUGAUGUCGCUGCUGAUCUCCCGAGGAAGAGCGAGCAGGUGCUUUUCUGCAAGCUGUCACAGUCGCAGCGGGAGGCAUAUGAACUGUUUCUCAAGUCGGAAGAGAUGGCGGCCAUUCUCAACCGGACGCGUCAGUCCUUGUACGGCAUUGACAUACUCCGAAAAAUAUGCAACCACCCCGAUCUGUUGGACCCCAGGCUCAAGGGCAAACCUGGCUACAAGUGGGGUGAUGACAGCAAAUCGGGCAAGAUGGCAGUCGUCAAGUCGCUGCUCCCGAUGUGGAAACGCUUAGGACACAAGACGCUCCUGUUCUGCCAGGGCGUUCAAAUGCUCGACAUCAUCGAAGCAUUUGUUCAGCGGCUGGACAAUAUCAAGUACCUGCGUAUGGACGGCAAGACGCCAGUCAAGCAGCGCCAGCUCCUCGUCGAUCAAUUCAACAACGAUCCGGAGCUUGAUGUGUUUUUGCUGACGACCAAGGUUGGCGGAUUGGGCGUUAACCUGACGGGAGCGAACCGCGUCAUUAUUUUCGACCCGGAUUGGAACCCUUCCACGGACGUCCAGGCGAGGGAGCGAGCCUGGAGGCUGGGUCAGAAGAGGGAGGUUACUAUUUACCGGCUGAUGACGGCCGGAACAAUCGAAGAAAAGAUUUAUCAUCGGCAGAUAUUCAAACAGUUCCUGUCAAACAAGGUGCUCAAGGACCCGAAGCAGCAAACAACCUUCAACCUUAGCGACCUGCAUGACCUUUUUAGCCUCAGCUCGUACGAGGAUGGUGUGACCGAAACGAGCGAGAUGUUCAAAGGCAGUGACGUCAAGAACUUCAAACGCAGCGGCCCGAAGGAACUCAUUGUGCCUGGGCACGACGCUGUUCCACUCAGGCCCCGACAAGUCGGCGCCAACAAGGACGCAGAUGAGAAGGAAGGCGAUCUUCGCAAGAUAGAUGGGGUUGCUGGCCUCGAGACGUAUGAAGACCCCUCUGCACCACCGUCCAACGAAGAGGAUCGGCUUCUGGAAGGCCUCUUUGCAAGCUCAAACGUCCACAGCGCCCUUGAGCAUGAUGAAAUCAUCAACGGCAAGAAGACGGUGAAGGCGGAUCGUAAGUUGCUCCAGCAGGAGGCUAACCGGAUAGCUGCGCAAGCAGCGCUCAGUCUCCGCCGCGCAGGCGAGCAGGCUCGGAGGGUGCCCAUUGGCACCGUGACCUGGACCGGGGAGGUUGGGGAGGCCGGCCGGCCUACCAAUAUCCGUCGCGGGCGCGGCGGGCCAAGCUCUGCCACCAUAUUGGCCGGCGUUGCAAACCGCCAAGGGCUCGGUUCAGGCAGUCCCGGCAGCUCAAGACCGGGUACGCCCGGUGCAGCUGAUCAAAAUCUCCGGGCGAAAGACUUUGAGAAAAUGAUACCGGAAUUUAUCAAGCGGCACAACGGUCAGGUGCCGUCCAAGCUGCUGGUGGAUCAUUUCAACCGAUAUUGCAGUGGUUCUCGGCAGGCGGACGAGUUCAAGUUAGCACUAGGGAAGGUGGCCAAGAUGGAGAAGCGAGGGUCCAGCAUGCGGGCGAUCUGGACUCUCAAGCCCGAGUAUCAGUAAUUCGUGGGCCAGCAUGAUGCCCAGGAUGUAGGAAUGCUACAGACGGAAGAUGAAUGCCUCCGCAGUAAACCGAGGCCUGACGGUCAUGGGUGGC
Thermothelomyces thermophilus ATCC 42464 is the source of this 2351-nucleotide messenger RNA. RefSeq lists its product as uncharacterized. Gene Ontology annotation, biological process: transcription-coupled nucleotide-excision repair. The transcript has a single exon. NCBI's taxonomy places the organism in Eukaryota, Fungi, Ascomycota, Sordariomycetes, Sordariales, Chaetomiaceae. Gene Ontology annotation, cellular component: nucleus. The record is from RefSeq and is a predicted model, not a curated record. Gene Ontology annotation, molecular function: ATP-dependent chromatin remodeler activity; ATP binding. Bases 53 to 2257 code for a protein of 734 amino acids.